AUGAUCAUAAUUACCAUAGGAGUUGAUUUUUUUUAAUUUAAACAGAUAAACCAAUAAAGUACAAAAUUAUUUUGUUCCUUAACUUAUAGAUUUAUUAAGGAUUACUUAAAUAAAUAGUUCUAUAUAUAUAUGCUUUUACAAGAACAAGGUUAUAAAAAUUGAAUAUGAUAAGAUAAGUAUAUUUUUUAAUUAAAGAAGAACUUCGAAAUAUUAUGUAGUUGUUAAAAUGAGGAAGAAACAUAAAAAUCAUUAUAUCUAUUUGAAUUGGAAUAUUUAAAUAGAAAUUGCUGAGGUUGCAAAAAAAGGAGAAGCAAUAUUUUAUAUUUCAUCUAUCCAAUUAUAAUAAAAGAAGAUCAACUAAUAUUAGUUGAGAGUAUAAUUGUUAGAGUUUUGA
Messenger RNA from Paramecium pentaurelia, 394 nucleotides. Lineage: Eukaryota; Ciliophora; Oligohymenophorea; Peniculida; Parameciidae. The record is from the annotation of a GenBank genome assembly.